GGCAAAUGUGUAUGCAAGUACGCAGGUGACGGGUGCGAUGCAGCUGAGAUUUUGGAAUCGGAAAGCUCGGAGUUGAAUGUGUGUCUCGCCUGUUCGGCGUGACGCCUGUUAGAAAACGGCCCGUGACUUUUGACCGUUCGAACGUCUCCUCACAGCGGGCGAGAGAAAAAGAAGGGAAGUGCGAGUCGAGGAGAUUCGCCGAUACGCCCUUCCCCGUCGCUCCAUUUCUCUCCGUCGCUGCGCGUACAGGGAACCCCCGGAGUUGCCACUUCGGUCCUCCCGAGAAAACGAGGACGCUGUGGAAGAGAACGUUGCACCUCGCAAAGAAAAAGAAGCGAGGAAUCGAAGAGACUGCCUCGUAUCAUUGGGCUGCGAAAACACAAGACGUUUCGGAGUGCCGCUUCAGACGUUCGGUGAAGUCUCAACAGAGAAGGACUUCCACUUUGCUCGACUUCCAUCGCCUCGCAGAGCCCCAUGACAUGCUCCGAGGAAAUCGAAACGAAACCUUCCCGAGACGCGGUCCGUUGCCAAUGCCAGGCAGCCAGGCAUUCAAGCGAAAGAGAAGGCAAAAGCGUUCUUUUUUCCGCGGCCGCCUUAUUUUUUGGCUACGAAGCAGGAAGUGCGUUGUCAAAUUGGAACUGUCCGUUCACUUCGUUCGAUUCUCUCGCUCGUGCCUCGUCACCCGUCGUCCUCUGCAACGUUCCCUGACUUCCUUCGCUCUUGUCCCCGCUCUUCGCCUGCCUCUUCCUUCGACGCCUUCCUCUGUCCCCGUUCCUGCCUUGGCUUCCGCGUUUCUCCUUCGCUAACGCAUCAUCACGCAUGCAGCUGGCCGGCGGGCGUCCACCUGCGAAAGGAAAGGGAGAGAAGCGCAGAAGCAGGCGAAGGGGAGGCGAAGCAGCAGACAAGAGACAACAGCCUUCACUAGGAAACCGACCAGAGAGAGGUGUCUCCUCCAGAACGCGCAAUGCAUGCGCCGCGUAGGCUCUUCGGCGACGGGGUAGGACGCUGCCGCAUGCACCGAGAGUGCUGACAUGCGCCGCCGCGAGACGCAUCCUCUGAAGGCAGAGAAAACGCAGGAGGCGCCAGAGAGAAAGGGCUUCUCCGCUGCGGAGGCAUGUCCUGCAGCGCGCCCGCUGGAGCGGAGAGAGGAAAGUGGAGGGUCUGCUCUUCAAGAGGGUGGAGGGGAAGCUCUGUAGAGGCCGAGGCGACUCAGGGUGCCCAGGUAGGCUGGGGAAUCGAGUCUCGCUUCCUGGAGACGGAGGCGGUGCUGCGGAGAGUCGUCGAACAGCCGGGGAAGGCGCCACUGCGAUGCAGCCCAGAAAGGACGCAGAGAGAAGGACAGACAGCAGGCGCUGUGGGGAGAGAAAGAGAAGACGACCUUCCAAAGGUCGCGGGAGGAGAACCUGACAGAACGCUUCCCUCGCACCGUUGACGCUGUGCGGAGCAACAUGUAGAUGCAGACGAAAAGGAAGCAGAAGGCAGCAGAGCAGCAGAACGAGAGGAGGCAGAUUGAGAGGAACAAGGACGAGAGAAAAGAAGGAAGCGACGCAGGAGCGUGGCGGUGAGUGAGAGCGCGAAAGGAGAGAGGAGAGAAGAAGGAAGAGUCGACAGACGAGAGCGGACUGGACGCACUUGAGAGCGCGCGUAAGAUGGGGAGAACAUGCGCGUCAACGAGCAGGUUGAAGAUGACAGAGAUGAGUGACUGCACGAGAGAGAGAGAGAGAGAGAGAGAGAGAGAGAAGAAGAAGAUCCGCUCGAGGGGCUUUGUGGGGGGAGGCCGGCCGAGAGAGAUUGAAGAAAACGAAGAGAAAAAGGCUCAACGUGAACACUGAACCGCCACUCAGAAACCGCGCCGCCUCCAGCCAUGCCCGUCAACGCGCAAAGAGGCUCGACGCAGAGAAGAAAGAAGGCCAGGUCCAGAAGGCAACGCAGAGGAACACAAAGGAGAACACAGCGAGAGAAGAACAAGACGAAGAAAAUGAGCAGAGAGAGAGAGAGAGGAGGCUCGGCGGGAGAGGAAAAGGAAGAGGCAGCUAGGACAGAGAGAGAAAGACAGAGAGGAAGGGAGAAGGAUGGCGAGCAAGAGGAAAGGCGAAGGAGAUAGAACGGAUAGAAAGCGAAGAGAGCGUCAAAGCGAGGAGGAAGGUCCAGUGACAAAGAAGAAGAGGGAAGUGGAGACGAUCCUGUCGGAGAGGGCGAAGCUGAAGAAGUCGAGCAGAGAGGAGGCUAUGAAACGAGCGUUGUGCAAGGAAGAGAAGAAGUUUCUUUCCAGAGACAAGGGCCGUGGGGUCAAAGACCUCAAGCUAGCGAUUUCACUUGCCUCACGACAGACUUCGGCAAAAAGCAGGAACCGACUGCAACCCAGAAGACCUGCGCGUUCGCUCUGAAAAGAAGUUGGUGCUUCUCUCAGAAACUUUGGACUUUUCUAACGGACAACGCAUUCUUCUGACUUAAGCUCCCAGCGCGAGAGGUGACAGAAAAAGAGAGGCGAGAGAGAGUCGAGGUUCCUUUUCUCGCUGAUGCCUCUUGCGGUUGAAGUCAUUUCUGCUCGCGGAAGACCGGCCGCAAAGGAGGAGAUUUUCUCGUUUUUUAUACGAACGAAAGUUGUUCCUUCUCCCUUCUAGACUAGCGCGAAACAGUGCCGAGUGACCCUCAACCUUUUGCCGACAAGCGGAUGCGCGUAUACAGACGAACUGCGGCGCGGUGUGCAGCAGCCCCAGGGAGAUGGA
Molecule: messenger RNA, 2729 nt
Organism: Toxoplasma gondii ME49
Lineage: Eukaryota; Apicomplexa; Conoidasida; Eucoccidiorida; Sarcocystidae
Exons: 2
Coding region: 480-806 (108 amino acids)
Source: RefSeq, a predicted model, not a curated record